Messenger RNA from Sesamum indicum (sesame), 3764 nucleotides. It is a transcript of the gene ELF8, whose product is annotated as binding protein. Gene Ontology annotation, molecular function: RNA polymerase II complex binding. Gene Ontology annotation, cellular component: Cdc73/Paf1 complex. Gene Ontology annotation, biological process: transcription elongation by RNA polymerase II; regulation of DNA-templated transcription. The record is from RefSeq and is a predicted model, not a curated record. Lineage: Eukaryota; Viridiplantae; Streptophyta; Magnoliopsida; Lamiales; Pedaliaceae.
UACAAAACCCAAUCACAGUAGUAUACAGUAUACACACAGCUUUCACAACUUCCUCACAAGUCACAACGUGCUUAAUUCUCCAAAUUGGAAGAGUACUAGGGUUUCGUCGAUUGAUUGAGAGCUUGAAAUAGGGUUCAGCGAUUUGGGGUCAAUUGAUUGAUUGAGGUAUGGCAUGUGUAUACAUACCGGUGCAGAAUUCAGAGGAGGAGGUGAGGGUGGCGCUUGAUCAACUUCCCCGGGAUGCCACCGACAUUCUCGACAUUCUAAAGGCUGAGCAAGCUCCAUUGGAUCUCUGGCUCAUCAUCGCCAGGGAGUACUUCAAACAAGGAAAAAUUGAACAAUUUAGACAGAUAUUAGAAGAAGGAUCCAGUCCAGAAAUUGAUGAAUAUUACGCAGAUGUAAGAUACGAAAGGAUUGCCAUUCUAAAUGCUUUGGGCGCAUAUUAUAGCUACCUUGGGAAAAUUGAGACUAAACAAAGAGAAAAAGAAGACUACUUUAUACAGGCCACAAAGUACUAUAAUAAGGCAUCAAGAAUUGAUAUGCACGAGCCUUCAACCUGGAUUGGGAAAGGGCAGCUGUUACUUGCCAAGGGUGAUGUUGAACAGGCAUUUAAUGCCUUCAAGAUUGUAUUAGAUGGAGAUCGUGAUAAUGUUCCUGCUCUUCUCGGUCAGGCAUGUGUUCACUUUAGCCGUGGACGAUAUUCUGAUGCGCUGGAGUUAUACAAGAGAGCCUUGCAAGUGUAUCCUUUGGCUCCUUCUGUAAGAGUUGGAGUAGCUCUCUGCUACUAUAAAUUGGGUCGUUUUGAAAAGGCAAAGCAAGCAUUUCAUCGUGUUCUACAGUUAGAUCCAGAGAAUGUUGAAGCACUUGUGGCACUUGGAAUUUCAGAUUUGCAAACUAAUGAAGCUGCUUUUAUUCAGGGUGGGAUGGAAAAGAUGCAUAAAGCUUUCGAGAUUUAUCCUUAUUGUGCAAUGCCGCUAAAUUAUCUUGCCAAUCAUUUCUUCUUCACUGGUCAACAUUUCCUAGUUGAGCAACUGACUGAAACUGCACUUGCUGUAACUAUGCAUGGCCCAACAAAGGCACAUUCUUACUACAAUCUAGCUCGAUCUUACCACAGCAAGGGGGACUAUGAAAAGGCGGGAAUGUACUAUAUGGCAUCUGUAAAAGAAAGCAAUAACCCACACGAAUUUGUAUUACCUUAUUAUGGUUUGGGUCAGGUCCAACUCAAACUAGGAGAUCUACGAAGUGCCUUGACCAAUUUUGAAAAAGUCUUGGAGGUUCUGCCAGAAAAUUGUGAUACAUUGAAAGCUCUUGGACACAUUUAUGUUCAGCUUGAGCAGAAUGAGAAGGCCCAAGAACUAUUUAAAAAAGCCACCAAAAUUGAUCCUCGAGAUCCUCAGGCAUUUCUGGACCUUGGUGACUUGCUAAUUUCAACAGACAUUGGUGCUGCUUUAGAUGCCUAUAAAACUGCACGUAAUCUGCUGAAAAGAGGGAAUGAGGAAGUACCUCUAGAUCUGCUUAACAAUAUUGGUGCCCUCCAUUUUGAAAGGGGAGAGUUUGAGCUUGCUGGGGAGAUGUUUAAAGAAGCUCUGGGAGAGGGCAUAUGGUGCAACCUUUUUGGUGCUGAAGAAGAAUCCAUUCUUCACAUGGCACAAACAAAUGCUGAAGGAGAAACUCCAGGUCAUGAAGUGCGACAAAGUCAAAAUCGCAGGGUUAAUUUAAUAAAUAGCGCACAGUAUCCAGUUGAUGCUAGCUCAAGCAUCCAUCAAUACAAGGACCUACAGUUAUUUCAUCGGCUUGAGGAACAGGGUUUAUCAGUGGAACUUCCAUGGAAUAAAGUUUCAACAUUAUUUAAUUUAGCACGAGUCUUGGAGCACAUGCAUCAGACUGAAUCAGCCAAUAUCUUAUACCGCCUGAUCUUAUUUAAGUAUCCAGACUACACAGAUGCUUAUCUGAGGCUUGCUGCCAUUGCAAAAGCUCGCAACAAUGUUCAAAUUAGCCUCGAACUGAUUGGUGAUGCACUAAAGGUAGACGAGAAGUGUGCUGAUGGUUUAUUAAUGCUUGGUGACUUGGAGCUUAAGAAUGAUGACUGGGUCAAGGCAAAAGAAACUUUCCGGGCCGCGAAGGACUCAACUGAUGAAAAAGAUUCUUAUGCAGCAGUUUGUCUGGGUAAUUGGAACUACUUUGCUGCAAAUCGCAACGAAAAAAGAGCUCCUAAGUUGGAAGCUACACAUUAUGAGAAGGCCAAGGAACUGUAUACAAAAGUUCUGCUGCAGCAAUCUGCCAACCUCUAUGCGGCAAAUGGUGCUGGUAUGGUAUUUGCAGAGAGAGGCCAAUUUGAUAUAGCUAAGGAUCUUUUUACUCAGGUUCAAGAAGCUGCAAGUGGAAGUUCUGACGUCGAGAUGCCAGAUGUGUGGAUCAACCUGGCUCAUGUUCACUUUGCUCAAGGGAAUUUCGCUUUAGCUGUGAAAAUGUACCAAAACUGUUUGCGCAAGUUCUACCAUAAUACCGACAGUCAAGUGCUUCUCUACUUAGCACGGACACAUUAUGAAGCUGAACAGUGGCAAGACUGUAAAAAGACUUUACUGAGAGCUAUCCACUUGGCUCCUUCAAAUUACACAUUGAGGUUUGAUGUUGGAGUUACUCUACAGAAGUUCUCAGCAUCAACACUUCAAAAGACAAAAAGGACUGUGGAUGAGGUGCGCGCUACUGUAGCAGAGCUCAAGAAUGCUGUUCGUCUGUUCAGCUUGUUGUCUGCAGCUUCAAACCUUCAGUUUCAUGGUUUUGAUGAGAAGAAAAUCGAAACUCAUGUUGCAUAUUGUAAGCACUUGCUGGAAGCAGCAACUGUCCAUUGUGAGCUAGCUGAGCGUGAAGAAAGACAGAAUAUGCAACGAUUGGAAGUUAUGCGUCAGAUGGAGUUGGCUGACGAAUCCCGCAGAAAGGCGGAAGAGCAGAGAAAAUAUCAGAUGGAGAAAAGGAAACAAGAAGAUGAGUUAAAGCAAGUUAUGCAACAAGAGAAACAUUUGGAGCGCAUCAAGGAACAAUGGAAGAGUAGCUCUUCUGCUUCAAAGCGGAAAGACAAACCCCAGACUGAAGAUGAGGAGGGUGGGGCUAGUGAAAAGAGGAGGAGAAGGGGGGGAAAGCGGAGGAAGAAGGAUAAGAGAUCACGCUAUGAAUCGGAGGAAGCCGAAGCUGAAGUGGAUGAUCAAGAGGAAAUGGAGUAUGAUGACACCAAUAUGGGCUACAGGGAGCAGUAUAAUGAUGCAAAUGACAAUGAAGAUAAAGACGGCGACAUUCCCCAAGAUGUUCUUGCAGCAACUGGCCUGGAAGAUUCUGACGCCGAGGAUGAUGCAGCUGCACCUUCAAAUACAAAUCGACGAAGAAGGGCUUGGUCAGAAUCAGAUGAAGAUGAGGAGCCAUUGCAGAGGCAACCAGAGGCCGAUCACGAGACUGAUAUGCAGGUGAGUGACGGAGAAGCAAAUGGGGCCAGUGCUGGUGCCGGUGAUGAUGAAGAGUGAGAUGUCCUUUAGAAUGAGUUCCUUCUAAAACCAUCACCAAUUUAACGUUAACUGGUGGCUGAAUGUAGUGAAACAGCACCUAGAUUGUGCCAUCUUUUCUUAUGUAAAGAUACAAAUUUGAUUUCUAACAAAUUGCUGAUGUUACUAAAAUUUCAUAUUCAGCUUAGCACACUCAACUAAUAGCUGUUUCUUGAGAUAUGGUUUCUUAUAACUAUUUUACUAUACAAGUGUCAAUAUUUACUGUCAUGA